AUUUUAUUUUCGAACACAGGCAAAGAAGAUUAAGUUAUUUUAAUUUUCUCGUCAACAUAACAUGCAUUUGUAAUUAGCUAAAACAGAAAUGGUUUCUUGAAUUUAACCGUUUAUCACACGUUUCUCUUAAUAACAUUAAAAACAAAUUUACAACCUGGCAAUAGGUUAGGUUAAUGUCAAAAAUUACGUGUACGUAAACAUAGCGGUCCGUUCAAAAUAUUGUUGGGACUUCUAAACAAGUGACAUUCAACUGUGAACAUUUUUAUGAAUAAAACAAAGUUUACAAGUAGUUAAAACCAGAAUGAAUAUUAUCGAAAGAAAGAAACAGAAAAGGAAGGAUCAAAUAGCAUCCGAAAUGGAAAACGGUGAAGUGCCAUUAAUACAAAGCAAUAUCAAAGGGGAUCGAUGGAAUAUUGCCUUAUUAUUAUUUUUGUAUACUCUUCAAGGCAUACCACUCGGUUUAAGUGCCGCAAUUCCUAUGAUACUUCAGAACAGAGGCGUCAGUUAUAAACAACAAGCUGAGUUCAGUUUUGUAACGUGGCCCUUCAGUUUGAAACUAUUAUGGGCUCCAUUAGUGGAUGCAAUUUACUCAAAUAGAAUUGGCAGAAGGAAGACCUGGCUAAUUCCAACACAAUACCUCAUAGGGUUCUUUAUGAUAAUUCUCAGCAGCCAUGUGGACCAAUGGCUGGGUGACAAUGGCAGUCAACCGAACAUUGAAAUUUUAACCUUACUGUUCUUCUCACUUAAUUUCCUAGCUGCUACACAAGAUAUAGCAGUUGAUGGAUGGGCUUUAACAAUGCUGAACAAGAGAAAUGUGGGCCAUGCAUCUACAUGUAACAGUGUGGGUCAAACUGCUGGCUUCUUUUUAGGCAACAUACUGUUCAUGGCUCUUGAAUCAGCCAGUUUUUGUAACAUGUAUUUACGUCAUGAACCGUCAGACAAAGGAAUAGUGACCCUUGCGGGUUUUUUAAAUUUCUGGGGUUGGGUAUUUUUGAUCACAACAACUCUAGUGGCGAUGAUUAAAAAGGAAUUGCAGCACGUCGACUCCGAGCACGAAACUGCGCCUGAAAAAGACAUAAAAACGGCCUACAAAUCUCUGAGGGACAUUUUGAAACUGAGAUCUGUACAAGGUUUAGUUCUUGUGCUGUUGACAUGCAAGAUCGGAUUUGCGUCCACUGACAGUGUGAUGGCCUUAAAGCUGGUCGAAGCGGGUAUACCUAAGGAAAGGCUUGGUUUGAUGGCCAUUCCUUUAAUUCCAGUCCAAUUAGCGUUGCCCUUGGUAAUAGCAAAAUAUACUACAGGACCAAAACCAUUGAACAUUUUCGUCAAGGCGAUACCGUAUAGAUUGGCAUUUGGAUUCGUUGCCGCAUUUAUGGUGUGGAUUACACCUACACUAGUACCUGAUGCUUCCCAAGGACUGCCAAUUUCUUAUGUAGUUUUCUUAAUUUCCUGCUACGCCCUACAUCAGAUUUGCGUAUAUUGCAUGUUUGUUGCCAUUAUGGCCUUCUUUGCAAAAAUCAGCGACUCCUCGGUGGGCGGUACGUACAUGACGUUGUUGAAUACCGUGACGAAUUUGGGCGGCAAUUGGCCCACCAUCCUCGCCCUGUACUUUGUCGAUCCGCUCACGAGCAAGCAGUGUGUUGGGGGCACGGAAAGUCUUGACAACGCCUGCAGGAAUCCAUUAGAAAAGGAACUGUGUACAGCCAAGGGCGGCAAGUGCGAAACAAUUCUGGAUGGAUUCUACAUAGAGACGGUGAUCUCUGCCGUUGUUGGGUUCGCAUGGUUGUAUCUGUGGGGUAAGAAGAAAAUUCAGCACAUUCAGUCGCUGAACGAAGCCGCGUGGAAACUGAACAAGAGGAAAAGAUAGUGUUGUAUCGAAAUAGUCGAAAUAGUCACCAAAUGAAUUCCAAUGUAGUUGAGUGCAGGAACGGGAAUUUAAAUCUGACUGAAGCUGAAGUAAUGGGACCAUGUGAUUUGCACUUAACAUAUUUGUCAAUCGAUUUUGUUUAUGGUUUAAAAUUAUUUGUUAAAUAUAUGUAAAUAGUUUAUUGUUGUUGGUUUUGGGUGCUGCAGUAUUUUUAGUUGAUUUACAUUACUGUGUUCGAACUUCCGAAAACAUUAAAAACUAAUAAUGUUUCAUUAGAACUGUAAUGUUGAUCAAUAGUUUUAUAUUAAAUUAUAUUUAUUACAAAAGUACUAAAUAAAUUUGUACAUAUUUAUUAAUUUCUAUAGCGAUAAUAGGAGUUUAAAGCACAAUAAUAGUCAUGAUACGUAAAGUUGAACUUUUUUGUUUCUAAACAAUUUACUGUGAUAUAGAUAGUUGAUUUAGAAACACUUUAUUAUAACUUUAUUAUGUGGUAUGAAUUAUUUGACUGUACAUGACAAGUAUAAUUUUUAUAUAGAACUCGAUAUAGAGAAGUUGAAGAGACACUGUUAAGAUAAUAUUGAAAAUUUUUAUGUGAAUUUGUGAUUUGCCAAUAUUGAAUUGAAAGUUUAAAGUUAAGAAAGCGCCAUUUGAUUAGCAAAAAAGUUUUGUCGUUGUGCAGCACGUUGCGCUAUGUUAACAAUAAAUAAACAUGCUAUAUUUCAUUGUUUGGCUAACUUAAACGCAGAAGAUGUACAGUAUUAUAUCGAGUUAACAGUGCUCUACCAAUUAUAGUAAAUUUAUGAAUUGUCGUGUUGUGAAUUUUUUAGCAAUUUUUAAAUAAUGUGAGACAUUAAUAAAGUGAUUUUUAUUUUGAA
Molecule: messenger RNA, 2742 nt
Organism: Aethina tumida (small hive beetle)
Lineage: Eukaryota; Metazoa; Arthropoda; Insecta; Coleoptera; Nitidulidae
Product: acetyl-coenzyme A transporter 1
Exons: 6
Coding region: 302-1867 (521 amino acids)
Cellular component (GO): membrane
Molecular function (GO): acetyl-CoA transmembrane transporter activity
Source: RefSeq, a predicted model, not a curated record